AUGGCAUUUUCCCUCCCCAACACCCUCAAGCUCGCCCAGCUGAAGCAGCUAGCCUUCAAAUGCGGAAUCUCCACCUCCGGCACAAAGCCCAUCCUCACGCGCCGCCUCCUCGAUGACCUCGCCCUCCUCCAACCUCUCCAACAACCCGCGAAAGCUGGGAAGCAGCUAUGGAUGGGCCACAAAGGGGAGAGGACGCGGAUCUUGAGCAUCGACAUGGGGAUCCGGAACCUCGCGUACUGCAUGCUCGAUGUUCCGCCCAGGGGAGGGGGAUUGCCGUGUAUCCACGCCUGGCAUCGACUUGCCGUGUCCAGCGCUCCAGUUCCAAGCCCGGAUGCUGCUGCCCUCGAUGCUGAUGCAGCGCUCGCCACAGCAGCGGCAGCAGCGAAGGAAGCGUUCGAUCCCGCGACCCUGUCCGCUGCUGCUUACGCGCUCCUGCGGCACCGUCUCCUGCCUUUAGACCCGACGCACAUCCUGAUCGAGCGCCAACGGUUCCGGAGCAUGGGCUCGAAACAUAUCCUCGAGUGGACAAUCCGCGUGAACAUGUUUGAGAGUAUAUUGUAUGCUGUACUGUGCACGCUGCGGGAGGAAGGGGUCUGGAGGGGCGAGGUACGGAGUAUUGCCCCUGGAAAGGUUGGACCGUUCUGGAUUGGUGAGGAGGGAGCCGAAGCCGAAGCCGAAGCAGAAGAUGGGGUUGGGGAUGAAGUCAGACCUGACUCAGGAGUAGAGCUCGAGAUGGAGAAAGGAGAAGAGAGAGGUAAAAGCAAGAAGAAGAUCCGCAGAUCCCAAAACGCGAAGAUCAAGAAUAAAGGGCUGAAGAUCGAUCUUGUGCGCAGCUGGCUCGAGGGCGGUGAUGUAGUCGGCUUUGGGAAUGAGCAAGUGGAGAGCGUGGCGAGGGCGUACAGAGAGAAAUGGGAUAGGGCACCUGGGGCAAGGAGGGGGCCGAGGGGGAGGGAGAGGGAGGGAGAGAAGAUGGGCAAGUUAGAUGAUAUGGCGGAUUGUCUUUUGCAGGGCAUGGCUUGGGUGCAGUGGGAGGAGAAUAAGAGGGCCCUGGUGAAGAAUGGAGUUGAGGCUUUGUUGGAGUCUUGA
This is a messenger RNA of Drepanopeziza brunnea f. sp. 'multigermtubi' MB_m1, 1086 nucleotides long. RefSeq lists its product as uncharacterized. Lineage: Eukaryota; Fungi; Ascomycota; Leotiomycetes; Helotiales; Drepanopezizaceae. Gene Ontology annotation, cellular component: mitochondrion. The record is from RefSeq and is a predicted model, not a curated record. Gene Ontology annotation, molecular function: Y-form DNA binding; crossed form four-way junction DNA binding; DNA endonuclease activity.